UUCCUUGAGGGCGUCGCUGAUAUUCAGUUGAUUAGCUUUACUCUUUAAUUCGUUCUCAGUCGAAAAUCAUAACCCCUGUUUGGAGCUGGGAUUUUGAUUUCAAUGGCGCGGUUGGUUCUGCCAUCAAAGACUCUGGCUUUUUCGAGGAAGAGUAUACUGGGCUUGAUCUCCACUGCUCCUCUUCAGGCAACUAGCCGUGUUAACUUUGUUGAGAAUACAACAAAGAAUAGCAUCAUAUUGAGGCGUUUCCUUACUUCACAGGUCAUUUUCCGAAAGAGCUGCUGCCCAUUUCACCCUUCAUUUUCUUCUACAGUCAAGCAAGUGAACCGAAGGCUAGUUUGUUCAGUUGCCACAGAGGACUUGCCCAAGCAAGUUGAAGAACCUAAUAUGGAGACACCGAGAGAAAUAUUCUUGAAGGAUUACGAGAUGCCUGACUACUACUUUGACACAGUGGAUCUGAGAUUUUCCUUGGGUGAGGAGAGCACAAUGGUUAGCUCAAAAAUUACCGUGUUUCCUCGCAUUGAAGGUUCUUCUCCCCCACUUCUUUUGGAUGGACAUGACUUAAAAUUGAUUUCAAUUCAGCUAAAUGGCAAAGCCUUGAAGGAGGAAGAUUACCAUUUGGGUGCACGAGAUCUAACCAUCCAUUCACCUCCUAGUGGUAAAUUUGUUCUAGAAAUCAUAAAUGAGAUCUACCCACAGAGGAACACAUCCUUAGAGGGACUUUACAAGUCGUCUGGAAAUUUCUGCACUCAAUGUGAGGCUGAAGGAUUUCGUAAAAUUACAUUUUAUCAGGAUCGACCUGAUAUAAUGGCAAAAUAUACUUGUCACAUUGAGGCAGAUAAAUCAUUGUACCCGGUGUUGUUGUCUAAUGGAAACCUGAUUGAGCAAGGGGACUUGGAGAAUGGGAAGCAUUAUGCUGUUUGGGAGGACCCCUUCAAAAAGCCUUGCUAUUUGUUUGCUUUGGUUGCUGGGCAGUUACAGAGUAGAGAUGACACAUUUAUCACACUCUCAGGACGCAAGGUAUCUCUAAGGAUCUGGACCCCUGCAGAGGAUGUACCCAAGACUGCACAUGCCAUGUAUUCUCUAAAGGCAGCUAUGAAGUGGGAUGAAGAUGUUUUUGGUCUUGAAUAUGACCUGGAUCUCUUCAAUAUUGUUGCUGUCCCUGAUUUUAACAUGGGAGCCAUGGAAAACAAGAGUUUGAAUAUCUUCAACUCCAAGCUUGUUUUGGCAUCUCCAGAAACUGCUACUGAUGCAGAUUAUUCUGCAAUAUUGGGAGUUAUUGGGCACGAGUAUUUCCACAAUUGGACCGGCAACAGAGUGACUUGUCGUGAUUGGUUCCAGCUUAGCCUGAAGGAAGGUCUCACUGUUUUUCGUGAUCAGGAAUUUUCAUCUGACAUGGGAAGCCGUACUGUUAAACGAAUCACUGACGUUUCAAAACUUCGAAAUUAUCAAUUUCCACAGGAUGCUGGGCCCAUGGCUCAUCCAGUGCGACCACACUCUUACAUCAAGAUGGACAACUUCUACACAGUGACGGUCUAUGAGAAGGGGGCUGAAGUUGUCAGAAUGUACAAAACCUUGUUGGGAAAUCAAGGGUUUCGAAAAGGCAUGGAUUUAUAUUUUAAGAGACAUGAUGGGCAAGCAGUGACGUGUGAAGAUUUUUUUGCUGCAAUGCGAGAUGCAAAUCAUGCAGAUUUUGCAAAUUUCUUACUCUGGUACUCACAAGCUGGAACCCCUAUUGUCAAAGUGAAUUCCUCUUAUAAUCCUGAAGCACAUACUUUUUCUUUAAAAAUUAGUCAAGAGAUUCCACCAACUCCAGGACAAGCAGUUAAGGAACCUAUGUUCAUUCCUCUGGCAGUAGGUUUGCUUGAUUCUACAGGCAAGGACAUUCCUCUUUCAACUAUAUAUCAUGAUGGAACUUUGCAGUCUCUUUCACGAGAUGGUCAACCUGUCUACACUACAGUUCUUCAGCUCACCGAGAAAGAAGACGAAUUUGUGUUCUCAGAUAUAUUUGAGAGGCCUGUCCCAUCUCUAUUACGGGGAUACAGUGCUCCAGUCCGUCUUGAAUCAGAUCUCACUGACAGUGACCUGUUUUUCCUACUGGCUAAUGAUUCAGAUGAAUUUAACCGUUGGGAGGCUGGGCAAAUUCUGGCUCGUAAGCUGAUGCUCAGCUUGGUGGAUGAUUUCCAACAUAACAAACCAUUAGUUCUGAAUCAAAAAUUUGCGGAUGGUUUUAAGAGCAUUCUAUCUGACUCAAGCCUGGAUAAAGAAUUUGUUGCAAAGGCUAUAACUUUGCCUGGUGAGGGAGAAGUAAUGGACAUGAUGGAGGUUGCAGAUCCUGAUGCUGUUCAUGCUGUUCGAACUUUUAUCAGGAAACAGCUUGCAAGUGAACUGAGAGCAGAAUUCCUCAGCACACUUAAAGAUAAUAGGAGCUAUGAAGAGUAUGUGUUCAAUCAUCCUAACAUGGCCAGACGUGCUUUGAAAAAUAUUGCUCUUGCAUAUCUUGGCUGCCUAGAGGAUCCAGAGAUCACCAACCUUUUGCUGCAUGAGUAUAAUGCUGCCACAAAUAUGACUGAGCAAUUUGCAGCUUUGGCAGCCAUAGCUCAAAACCCUGGUAAAACUCGUGAUGACGUUCUUGCUGACUUCUAUGGCAGGUGGCAGCGUGACUUCCUGGUGGUGAAUAAGUGGUUUGCGCUUCAAGCAAUGUCUGACAUUCCUGGAAAUGUUGAGAAUGUGAAGCAACUGUUAAAUCACGCAGCAUUUGACGUGCGCAAUCCAAACAAAGUUUACUCACUCAUUGGAGGUUUCUGUGGAUCUCCAGUGAACUUCCAUGCAAAGGAUGGAUCAGGCUACAAGUUUUUGGGAGAAAUUGUGCUUCAACUUGACAAGAUCAACCCUCAAGUCGCCUCGCGACUGGUGUCUGCCUUCUCUAGAUGGAAGCGUUAUGACGAAAACAGACAAAAACUUGCCAAGGCCCAGCUGGAGCUAAUCAUGUCAGCUAAUGGACUGUCAGAGAAUGUGUAUGAGAUUGCGUCCAAAAGCUUAGCUGUUUAAAAACAUCCAUAAAAUGUGAAAGCACCGAAGUUUUCUUCACUUUAGUUUGAUGUAUUGUGGGCUUACGCCACCACCUUAGCUGCUCUCCCUUCUUUUCGUGUUUCUUGUACCUGCUUUCAAUCUCUGGGGAUGUUUUGUUUUCGUUACCUUUGAUAUAAAGUGGUGGUUGAUAUGAUAAAAACCCCUUUAUUUAUGAGAAAAUUUAUGAUGUUCAA
Molecule: messenger RNA, 3266 nt
Organism: Prosopis cineraria
Lineage: Eukaryota; Viridiplantae; Streptophyta; Magnoliopsida; Fabales; Fabaceae
Product: puromycin-sensitive aminopeptidase
Exons: 32
Coding region: 103-3051 (982 amino acids)
Biological process (GO): proteolysis
Cellular component (GO): chloroplast
Molecular function (GO): metallopeptidase activity; zinc ion binding
Source: RefSeq, a predicted model, not a curated record